Messenger RNA from Sesamum indicum (sesame), 1322 nucleotides. RefSeq names its product homolog of X-ray repair cross complementing 2 (XRCC2) (gene XRCC2). Gene Ontology annotation, cellular component: Rad51B-Rad51C-Rad51D-XRCC2 complex; replication fork. NCBI's taxonomy places the organism in Eukaryota, Viridiplantae, Streptophyta, Magnoliopsida, Lamiales, Pedaliaceae. Gene Ontology annotation, biological process: double-strand break repair via homologous recombination. The record is from RefSeq and is a predicted model, not a curated record. Gene Ontology annotation, molecular function: DNA binding; ATP-dependent DNA damage sensor activity; ATP binding.
UAUUAAAUUUAUUAUUACUACAUAUAUAUAAGAGUAGUAGUUUCUUCUUCCCGCCCAAAGGCAAUUGUAUGAAAAAAUGACGUCAGCAAUCUCAUGGAUCAAAGUAGAUGAAACAGCUAAAGCAGCACUCGCAAGAAUCCUUACGGAACGGCCAUCUGUAGUAUUGCCGCCGCCGCUCCACAGGCUGGCCCUCCGCGUCGGCAACGUUGUCGAAAUUGUGGGCCCCUCUCCUUCAGCUAAAACCCUAAUCCUCAUCCAGACUUCGAUAAAUUGUAUUUUGCCUAAAGAGUGGAAGGGCGUGCAAUAUGGAGGGCUGGAGCGGCCGGUGCUUUUUGUUGAUUUGGACUGUCGCUUUGAUGUUUUGAGCCUUUCUCACGCCUUGGAGCGGCGUAUUACUGGGGCUUACCGAGUAAGAAGUGGCGUCAAAGGGAAUGAGAAUGAGUAUGAUAAAGAGCUCUUUGUAGCAUGCAUGAGUCGCUUCUUGUAUACACGAUGUUACAAUACUUUCGAGUUUCUUGCUACUCUUAGGACAUUGCCUUAUCGGCUUCAGAAAGAGAAAGAAAAGCAAGGUAGUGCUGUUUAUAUGCUUAUGAUUGACAGCAUAGGAGCUUUUUACUGGAUGGAUCGUGCUUUACCAUCUUCAUCAACAGGGAGCAACAACAGGAAGAGCCUCUCUCUUCAGACUGUGGCAGAAUCCAUAGUUCAAGAGAUCCAGAGGCUUUUGCUGGUGCAUCCUAUGCUUGUUUUAGCUGCUAAAUCAGCUGCAUUUGGCGACAAGCAAUCAACAACUCAUGUGAUAAGAAAUUCGGGAAAAAGGUUUGAUGACAAGGUAUUGGACUCAGGAGGUCCUCAGAAGCCAUCAUAUCGUGACUACAUGCCGUCAAUAUGGCAGUCCUUUGUUUCACACAGAAUACUUCUGCGUGCUUCAGAUGGUGAGAGCAAGCAUCAGACUCAUCCUUCUUUUAUGACAGAAUGGCUAUUGCCACCACUGAAGUUCUCAGACAAAUUUAUAGUAAAUGAUGACGGUCUCUUAGUAACUUUAUGAAGUGUAUGUGGACUCUGGAGUCUGGACCAGUGUGGUGGGGCAGAUUGUUCUAAGAGGCAGAAGCAGCACUGCUAGUUGGCUACUAGAAUCUCUUAUAUGAUGUUGUAGCCUAUGGGCUGAUCAAUCCUCUCGUUAGAUAAUUUUUGAAUCUCUUAUUAUUCUCUGAUAGGUGAAGCCUUUUCACCAAGCCUUUUCACCGUUCUCUUAUUAUUUGAAUCCUUGGAUAUUAGUAAGGAAAGACGGAAGAAAAUACUAUUCUCAUUUCAAAUGAUAUAAC